AUGCUCCCCCUCGUCCUCGAGGCAUUGGGGGAACCCAUAGGGGAAGUACAUGGGGCCGUGGAGGCCAGUGCCCCAAAGUCCCUUCUGAUCUACGCAGCAGGGGCCAUGAUCACAAGACCAUCGCGACAGCACACAUGGAAUAUCGUUUGUGGCGACGCAAUCAGCACGGUUUGGGCCUCGCAGCGGACUGCAUCGCAGGCGAGUCACGAUCUGGGAUUCUGGGGAAUUGGGGAUGCUCGCACUGCUGCGCUCCGCUGCCAACCCUUCAACCCUGCACCUCACUCUGCGCUUCAAGACUCUACUCGGUUGGCAAGGGGCUGCGAGAUUCCAGCUUUGACACUCUCACCUUGCAACGGUCACCCCAGAACCCUUGCGACGUAUCGGUGUAGAGGCCCCACAUAUCGGGGUUCUUCAGGGGCGCGUAGCACUCCUGACACGGCCCUCCCAUGGUAUUCAUCUGGUUCGUGGACGUCACAUACCUGUUUUUCCUCUUCCAGAACAUCUCGCCCUACUUCUGGUCGAGCCUGGGGAUCGCCCUGUGUGUGGGUCUGUCGGUCGUGGGAGCGGCAUGGGGGAUCUUCAUAA
Molecule: messenger RNA, 585 nt
Organism: Auxenochlorella protothecoides
Lineage: Eukaryota; Viridiplantae; Chlorophyta; Trebouxiophyceae; Chlorellales; Chlorellaceae
Exons: 3
Coding region: 1-585 (194 amino acids)
Source: RefSeq, a predicted model, not a curated record